GCCCCUGGGUGGUCCGGAAACGAUUCUGGACCUGCGGGUAUAUCCAGGGCCCGCACCCCCUGGGAUUGUGGGAAAUGUAGUUUUUUGCCUCCGUAAGGGACCAGGCGGAGCUGAGGCACCGCGCGAGGACUGGGACCGUGAUUCCACUAACCGGAAACCGUCGCCUUUCGGGCCCGGCGGGGCCUGAGUCAAUGCAGAAUCGGGGGCCGCGAGGACGCCAGGGGGCGCUGUGCGUAGGAACCGCCGGGUGGCCGCUGCCGAUCGGGGCCGACUUCGGGACGGACCGGAAGUGCCCGAGGGCGGCCGCAGAACGGCCAAUUUGAGCCGCGUCGAGGUCGGGCCUGGGAAGGGUCAGCGGGAGGCCUGAGGGCGCCGGGCGCUGCGGCAGGCGGGCCCGGGGUCCAGCCGAGAGGGUCCAGGCGCCAGGCAACGCGAUUCGCGCGGGGGUGAACCCGGGGAGGGGGCCGGCCUCCCCGUUCUGGGACCUUUCGCUCCCCUGGGACCUGUGGCCGCCGCCCACAGACCAUGCUCCUGGGGCGCCUGACUUCCCAGCUGUUGAGGGCCGUUCCUUGGGCAGGCGGCCGCCCGCCUUGGCCCGUCUCUGGAGUGCUGGGCAGCCGGGUCUGCGGGCCCCUUUACAGCACACCGCCGGCCGGCCCAGGUAGGGCGGCCUCUCUCCCUCGCAAGGGGGCCCAGCUGGAGCUGGAGGAGAUGCUGGUCCCCAGGAAGAUGUCCGUCAGCCCCCUGGAGAGCUGGCUCACGGCCCGCUGCUUCCUGCCCAGACUGGAUACCGGGACCGCAGGGACUGUGGCUCCACCCCAAUCCUACCAGUGUCCGCCCAGCCAGAUAGGGGAAGGGGCCGAGCAGGGGGAUGAAGGCGUCGGGGAUGCGCCUCAAAUUCAGUGCAAAAACGUGCUGAAGAUCCGCCGGCGGAAGAUGAACCACCACAAGUACCGGAAGCUGGUGAAGAAGACGCGGUUCCUGCGGAGGAAGGUCCAGGAGGGACGCCUGAGACGCAAGCAGAUCAAGUUCGAGAAAGACCUGAGGCGCAUCUGGCUGAAGGCGGGGCUAAAGGAAGCCCCCGAAGGCUGGCAGACCCCCAAGAUCUACCUGCGGGGCAAAUGAGUCUGGCGCCUCCCUUCCCGCCCAUUGCUGCUGUGAUCCGUAGUAAUAAAUUCUCAGAGGACUCA
Molecule: messenger RNA, 1190 nt
Organism: Gorilla gorilla gorilla (western lowland gorilla)
Lineage: Eukaryota; Metazoa; Chordata; Mammalia; Primates; Hominidae
Gene: AURKAIP1
Product: aurora kinase A interacting protein 1
Exons: 4
Coding region: 526-1125 (199 amino acids)
Cellular component (GO): mitochondrion
Source: RefSeq, a predicted model, not a curated record